Branchiostoma belcheri (Belcher's lancelet) is the source of this 1258-nucleotide messenger RNA. RefSeq lists its product as uncharacterized. The record is from RefSeq and is a predicted model, not a curated record. The transcript is spliced from 3 exons. Lineage: Eukaryota; Metazoa; Chordata; Leptocardii; Amphioxiformes; Branchiostomatidae. The coding region runs from base 1 to 1194 and encodes 397 amino acids.
AUGGCAACAACAACAAAGAUUGACAUUCCGCAGUCUGCAGAACACAUCUCCCCCUACUGGGUGCAGCAGGUACUGCAGAAGGACCUUCCUGGCGUCACCAUCACGGACGUCCACGUCAAGGGAUCUAUCAGCCAAGGCAAGGGAAUCAUGAGCGAUAUCAUCGCUUUUGAUGCCGUGGGGACCAGGAAUGGCGCGAGUCAGCGCUACAGUCUCGUCGCUAAGCUGACAGAUUUCGAGCGGCCGUUGAAGGUACUGAAACAGAGUAUAAAGGACUGGCAGAUCAAACUAGAUGCGCAUGAAAUCAAGUUUUACUCCGAAGCGGUUCCCGAGCUCCUCUCCGUGGCAAACACAGAGCGCAAAUCUGAGCCAUGGAAUGAAGAUGACGAAACUCACCCUGUUGCUAAUCCCCUGUGGUUCAUCCCAAAAUGCUACUUCGCCGCCACCGAUCCAAGCUCCAUGGUGUCCGUCAGGGUUAUGGACAAUCUGAAAAGUCAGGGCUUCUCCAUAAAAGCCAACGGCCAGCCGCUGAGCCGUGAGGAGAUGAUGCUUGCAGCCGGGGCCCUGGCGCAGCUGCACGGCCUGUCACACCACCUGGAGCUCCGUUUGGGCGUCCGUCUUUCCGAGAAGUACGACUGUAUCAUGACUGUUUCAGAUCUCUCGGCUAUGAUGACUGUAUCAGCAGACCACUAUCAGGCCGCUGUGAAGGAAUUCGCCGCAACUUUUCCCGACCAGGCCGACCUCGUAGCUCGCCUGGAGAAGUUAGACCUUCAGCCGCACUUCUCGGAGAAGGACCCGAGGCUGGUGCUCAACCAUGCAGACUGCUAUGUCAAUAACAUCAUGUUCAAGUACGCGGAAGACGUACCCACUGACGUAAGGCUGGUGGACUGGCAGACUCCCAGGUACCAGCCGCCGACCUAUGAACUGGCCAUGCUCUUCGUCUGUAACGCGAGUUGGGACGUCUUCCACAACCACAGGGACGCCAUCCUGGCUCACUAUCACCACAAGCUGCAGAACAUCCUGGGUACAAAUGAAUCCUCGGCCUUACAGAGCUACACGCUGGAACAGCUGAAGGCAGACUUCAAAGCCGACUGUCUCCGCGGGGUCAUCACCCGUUUCAUCCGUCUGAUGAUCCUGCCUGCGGAUCCAGAUCUGCUGAGGAUUCUCCAGGAGAUCCACGAAUGGGGAGUAAUCUAAAUGUAUACAAGAAAAUCAUUACUCAAGCAACUGGAUAGAUUUGAAAGCUGUCAGACGUUUCAAA